CCUAUGUAUUAGCUCUUUCCUAUGUAUGCAAAUGCAUUGAAACUAAACAUGUUCUGCAGAUUCACCCUCUUCUUUCUGUUCUCUGCAACUGUAGCAACGCUUCUUCUUCCAACUACAUGUCAUGUGAACUUGAGCCCUUCGACUAUGCCUCUGGGCCAAAACCAGUCAAAAAUCGUACACAAAGUUGGUGAUGUCUUCAUGGGGUGUGAUGAUAGAAAAAAUUGCAGCAGCAAUGUGGAUAAUAAUUCUGCUUACGGGUCACGGAUACUUAAUGAAGUAUCACAAAAUGCAAAUGACGUGUCACAAAAUGAAGUGACACAAAAUGCUAGUGCUACUACAACUGUUACCCAGGUUUGCAAGGGUAAAAGUUGUGUUACAAACUCAACAUCCCAGACAUCAGUAUCGCCUGUGUCGUCACCAAAUUUAAAGUCACCCUCGCCGUCGUCGUCGCCGUUAUCAUCACCACCGACGCUUUCACCAAGAUCAUCACCAUCAUCACCAGUAACAGAUUACACAUACACAAAUAAACACCACCGGAGAAGGAUAAUUAUAAUUAUUAUUAUAGGUGUCGUAAGUGCGGUAACUGGAGGACUUUUCUUCAUACUUUUUUGUCUUAGACGUAAGUCUUCCACCCGACUAGUCAAAUUUUGUUUUACCACAAACAGUGAUUCAAAUGUCGAAGCUUUCUUAAGAAAUCAUGGAGCCAUAGCGCAGAAAAGAUACAAAUUUUCAGAAGUGCAGAAAAUGACUAAUUCAUUCAAAGUUAAACUUGGUCAAGGUGGUUUUGGUACAGUAUACAAAGGAACACUACUCACGGGUAGUCCUGUGGCUGUAAAGUUACUGAAAGCAUCCAAAAGAAAUGACGAAGAGUUCAUCAAUGAGGUUGCCAGCAUCAGUAGAACAUCACAUGUUAAUAUUGUCUCACUUGUUGGAUUUUGUUUGGAAGGCUCCAAAAAGGCUCUCAUCUAUGAGUUUAUGGCUAAUGGUUCUUUGGAUAAGUUCAUCUACAACAGAGGGCCAGAAAAUAUUGCAUCUUUGACCUGGGAGAAUUUAUAUCAAAUUGCCAUAGGAAUAGCUCGAGGGUUGGAGUACUUGCACAGAGGCUGCAACACUAAAAUUUUACAUUUUGACAUAAAACCACAUAAUAUUCUUUUGGAUGAGAAUUUUUGUCCUAAAAUAUCAGAUUUUGGACUAGCAAAGCUCUGUCCCAGGAAUGAAAGCAUUAUUUCUGUGUCUGAUGCAAGAGGAACAAUGGGGUAUUUAGCUCCUGAAAUGAUCAAUAGACAUUUUGGAGGAGUUUCACAAAAGUCUGAUGUGUAUAGUUAUGGAAUGAUGCUACUGGAAAUGGUAGGAGGAAGGAAGAACAUUAAUCCUGAAGCUAGUCAUACGAGUGAGAUAUACUUCCCACAUUUUGCAUACAGAACACUUGAUGUGGAUAAUGAUGUGAGACCGUAUGAAGUGAUGAAUGCAGAAGAAGAUGAGAUUGCAAAGAGAAUGACUGUAGUUGGCUUAUGGUGCAUUCAAUCACUUCCAAAUGAUAGACCUACAAUGAGCAGAGUGGUAGAUAUGUUGGAAGAUAACAUGAAUUCCUUGGAAAUGCCUCCAAAACCUUUGUUUUCUUCUCCUACUAGAUCAGAAACAUAAUCUUCCUACUGAAAUUGGUAUCGUUGCAUUUUGGUAAAAUCUUUCUAGUUAUAUUGUAAAGAGGAUUGCUCAACUAAUUUGUUUAGUACUAUUCUGGAAAGCAAAUGCAUCUCAUGUGUUUGUUAAAUUGCCACUACAUGAUUGCUGAAGCUAGACCAAUUGUGUAUGAUAACUUUCUUUUUACAAGGUAAAUUUUAGUGGAUAAGUGGUAAAAAGGUUCCGACAGAAGUGUUACUGAAAAGUGAAAACCACACCGACUAGUGAAACUAAAGAUGUAGCUUCAAACCUUGUAAUAGGAUUUAUGACAAGAUUAUGCAACUAUUGAAAACUGUUUCUUCGACUUC
Messenger RNA from Vigna angularis (adzuki bean), 1988 nucleotides. Its product is annotated as LEAF RUST 10 DISEASE-RESISTANCE LOCUS RECEPTOR-LIKE PROTEIN KINASE-like 2.5. Gene Ontology annotation, molecular function: ATP binding; protein kinase activity. The transcript has 6 exons. Gene Ontology annotation, biological process: protein phosphorylation. Bases 22 to 1644 code for a protein of 540 amino acids. NCBI's taxonomy places the organism in Eukaryota, Viridiplantae, Streptophyta, Magnoliopsida, Fabales, Fabaceae. The record is from RefSeq and is a predicted model, not a curated record.